AUGCCUAGUAGCAAUCUCAACGUCCUUUCAACAGUGGCCACUUCUCUUGCAGAUAUUCCUGCUCACGACGUCGCCGCAAUGAACAGAGUCUUUCGGCAUCACAUUGGUCCUUUCCCAGAUAAUCAUAUUGAACAAAGCCCACCCACUUCCGAUACGACACAGCCAAACACCCCAGACCGAUAUGAGGCCCUCAUCUGUAUCGGCUGCUACUCGUAUGGCAUGAUGUCAAAUCAAUACCUGAAUACCCAGCAAGGCUCUCUCAAUCCCUCUUUCAUGACGCCGCAGCCUUGCAUCGCAGCUUCCCGUUCGCAGCCAACUGCAGCUAAUCCGGCUGGAAGCGUUAUGGCUCAGACCCAGACCCGCCGGCUUUCUGCUUAUGGCGGACGCUCCAUGAUACCUUACCAGCAAUUGCUAGUCCAGGACGCCCAACAGGCCACCCACAUCGUUAAGCCCCAAGGCCGUCGCGGUAUCCUUCCCAAUGCUGCCGGGAGAGCCGCCACCCCAACAGGUACCGGCACGUCCGAGAACACAGUGACUCCUCAAAAAGACGCGGAUGGAAAGUUCCCUUGCCCUCACUGUACCAAGACUUACCUUCACGCCAAGCAUUUAAAGCGUCAUCUCCUACGCCACACUGGCGAUCGCCCUUACAUGUGCGUGUUGUGCCGUAACACGUUUUCGCGAAGUGACAUCCUCAAACGGCACUUUCAAAAGUGCUCCAUCCGUCGAGGAAACCCGACUGGGGCGAGCCAUCUCCCUCAUCCCCAGGGCCGCAAUAAGGAAAAUCAGCAGAAUAUUCACAAUCGAGGGAGUGACAUGAGCAGCAUGUCGAGGCACCCGCACGGGCCAAUUAUGGACAUCCUGCAGAACCAGCUAUGUAUGGUCAGCAACAGAUCUACUCCUUUGUGCCUUCUCCCGGAGCGCAGCGACACAGGAGGCCUUGACGUCGCUACCAAGAGAUCGAGCGCUUGUAUAAGUGCUGCUGGGAUGGCUAUGCAGAGUCAUGGUCAGAAGCGAACACCUUACGAGUUCAACGAGAUUCGGGAGGCAUGGAAGGCGCACAAGAAGGAGGAAGAUCAGCAGCGAGAAGCCGCAGAGGAAGCAGGCUGGCAGCUUCAUGCCCAAGCCGUGGCGUCUUCCCGUACCCAUGUUCAGAACGGGGGACCUGACGGAGGCGACGCCGGGCAACCGCUGUCAUCAGUACAGGGGCUGCCUAUUGGGUGCCAGGCCGCUACGGACCCAUCAACACCAUCUGUGGUGUUCUAUACCCCCCUUUAA
Messenger RNA from Anthostomella pinea, 1275 nucleotides. Lineage: Eukaryota; Fungi; Ascomycota; Sordariomycetes; Xylariales; Xylariaceae. The record is from the annotation of a GenBank genome assembly.